Messenger RNA from Jatropha curcas, 1065 nucleotides. RefSeq lists its product as uncharacterized. NCBI's taxonomy places the organism in Eukaryota, Viridiplantae, Streptophyta, Magnoliopsida, Malpighiales, Euphorbiaceae. The record is from RefSeq and is a predicted model, not a curated record.
UAUAGUUGCGCAGUGUUUCUGUAUAUUUUCUACAGAGAUACACUGCAUCGUUUCUUAUAGAAUCCCAAAAAAAAAAAAAAGAAAAAAAAAAAGAAAAAAUCAUAAAAGUAAUCAAAACCAAAAAGAAAAUAUAUCCAUAACCCUAAAAAAACCAUAAUGGCACGUCAAGUUCUUGUUCUUGCUCUUAUCUUUAUUGCCAUUGCCGGUGCUUUCGCUGCCAAGGCACCUGCCGCCACUCCAGAUGAUGCUCCGUCAGGAAAGGGUGACUCUGAGGCUCCAUCAGGAAAGGGAAAGGGUGACUCUGAGGCUCCGUCAGGAAAGGGUGACUCUGAGGCUGCAUCAGGAAAGGGUGACUCUGAGGCUCCAUCAGGAAAGGGAAAGGGUGACUCUGAAGCUCCGUCAGGAAAGGGUGACUCUGAGGCUCCGUCUGGAAAAGGUGAUUCUGAUGCUCCGUCAAAGUCUCCUAAGGCUUCAGCUUCGUCUCCUGACAGUAAAGAAAGUGAAGCCCCUUCCAGUGAAGCUGCUGAUGCUGAAGCUCCCGCAAGUAAAAAAACUCCGGCCGGUAAAGCUCCAGAAUCUUCUGAUGGAGCUCCCACAGCUGAAUCUCCAGAGGACUCAUCUGAGGGUCCUUCCUCCGGUCCUACUUCUUCCGAAGGCCCAUCUCCAGCUAGUGAAGAGAGUAGCUCCAGUCCUGCAGGAUCACCUGAGGAGGAAAUCUCUUCUCCUCCUUCUCCAGCCAGCGAGAGCUCUCCCGCUGAUGCUGACAGCCCAACAGCAACUGCUGAUGGUCCGGUUAGUGAUACUCCUGCUGAUGCUCCGGCCUCCGAUAGCGGCGCUGCUACCAUCAAAUUAUCCACUUUUGCUGGCAUUGCUGCUGGUUUCUUGUUCUUGUCCUUUUAAAUUAAGUCUUAUAUAUGUAAUCCGACCAUCCAAAGCGGUUGAAUAUCCAUAAGAUUGGCUUGCGUGUUUGUUAUAAUUAAUAUGUUUACUGUUAUUUACCUAUAGGGUGCAAUUUCUGAAAAUUCUUUGUUUAUUUUAUUUGAUUUCAAUUGUUUUUCUCUGUAA